CACAAUCACAACCAACCUACAGUAUAUCUAUAGCAAACGCGCAUUCUUCAUUCAAGUCAAUCAAUAUUUUUUAUUGUUCUCAGUAAGGGUUUUGGCCAACAACAAUUAAUAAUCAAUAAGGCCUCAUCACUCUCCAUGUAGGAGCAAAAAUGCUCAAGAGGCAAUUCUGUAUGCUGAAAGCCCAGGGAAGGCUCCCACUGGACCUACCUCUGAGACCAAUGAAGGACUGGCUCCUGGCAGGGAAAAGAGUCUUCCUGGAGCGUGAGGCAGAGACAUGGAAGAGAUGGAGGAAGGUCUCUGUAGCUGAAUUGACUUGGGAUGCAAAGAGGGGCCUGGAAUUACAGGAAACAGAGACAGAGAGAGUUAUCCUGCUCAGUGGCCAGAGAGUUCAGGAUGAAUUAAGGAUACCAAAUGUCAUCGUGGACACUGCUACCGACGGAGACAUCCAGCUUCUGAAAGAGGAGCGUUUGAAGUUAAUCCGAAAAUUCUAUGAUAUGAUUGCAGAACUACCAAAGUCCUAUUUCGGAUCCACUGAGAGCCUUCCUGAGAUGUGUGGCAGAGGUCCUGAGGUGUGUAGUAGAGUGCCUGAGGUGUGCAGCAGAGGUCCUGAGGUGAGAAGCGGAGGUCCUGAGGUGAGGUGCAGAGGUCCUGAGGUGUGCAGCAUACGUUCACAGGUGUGCAGCACAGGUCCUGAGGUGUGCAGUGGAGUGCCUGAGGUGUCAAAUGCAGUGGGAGAGGUGUCAAGUGACACAAAGAAGACAGAGGCUACUGGAGCCCUUCGGAACACUGGAAAUGGCCUGAGAAAGGUGGUGCAGCUAUCCACUGAGAGCCGUCCUGAGGUGUGCAGCAGUCCUGAGGUGUGCAUCGGAGUGCCUGAGGUGUUCAGUGGAGGUCCCGAGGUAUGCAGUGGAGUGCCUGACAUGUGCAGUGGAGUGCCUGAAGUGUUCAAUGGAGGUCCUGAGGUGUGCAGGGGAAGUCCUGAGGUGUUCAGUGAGGUGCCUGAGGCACCAAACGCAGUGGAAGAGGUGUCCAGUGACAAAAAGAAGACAGCGGCUGCUGAAAACCUUCUGGACACUGAAAAUGUCCUUAGCAAUGUUGUGAACCCCAAAGGGUGGCUGAAGGAGGGCUGGGAAGAUCAGCUGCACCAAGACUUCACUAAUAUGAUUGCAAAACUCCCAAAGUCCUAUUUCGGAUCCACCGAGAGCCUUCCUGAGGUGUGCAGCAGAGGUCCUGAGGCCUCAAAUGCAGUGGAAGAGGUGUGCAGUGACACAAAGAAGACAGAGUCUACUGGAAACCAUCUGAAAACGGGAAAUGGCCUAAGCAAGGUGUUGAAGCUAUCCACUGAGAACCGUCCUGAGGUGUACAGCAGUCCUGAGGUGUGCAUCGGAGUGCCUGAGGUGUUCAGUGGCGGUCCCGAGGUAUGCAGUGGAGUGCCUGACAUGUGCAGUGGAGUGCCUGAAGUGUUCAAUGGAGGUCCUGUGGUGUGCAGGGGAAGUCCUGAGGUGUUCAGUGAGGUGCCUGAGGCACCAAACGCAGUGGAAGAAGUGUCCAGUGACAAAAAGAAGACAGCGGCUGCUGAAAACCUUCUGAACACUGGAAAUGGCCUCAGCAAGGUGAUGCAGCUAUCUACUGAGAGCUGUCCUGAGGUGAGCAGCGGAGUGACCGAGGCGUUGAACUCAGUGGCAAAGGUGUCCAGCGAAACAAAGAAGCGGAAGAAAAAUGGCGUUCUGCGAUUCUUCCGACGUGUGUUGACGUUCUUCACAUGCACCAUCAGCCUCCCCAAAGAGGAGUGACUCAAGCACAAACACACACACACACAACUCUGGGCCACACUCUGCAUCUGAAUUUCUCCACCAUCUCCACCUUUCCUUUGAACUGCCUAGUUUUAAUAAUAAAAAUAAAGGGGAUCUGAACCCCAACAAA
Molecule: messenger RNA, 1923 nt
Organism: Coregonus clupeaformis (lake whitefish)
Lineage: Eukaryota; Metazoa; Chordata; Actinopteri; Salmoniformes; Salmonidae
Exons: 7
Coding region: 150-1793 (547 amino acids)
Source: RefSeq, a predicted model, not a curated record